GCUCAAGACAUUCGCCAUUUUUGCAUAAACGACAUAAACAGAAUCGCCAUUAUUAAAAUCGCGUCGCAAAUAAUAUUCUUCAAAUUUCAAUUAAUAUUCAAGAAUACGUUCUCCGACCUCCCGAAUUAAAAUGAGUGCAGUUCUUUUUGCUUGCUCGAAAUGUUUCUCCAGACAUCCGUUCGAAGAAUUGUCUACGGGACAGCAGCUGUGCAAGGAAUGCCGUGGAACCUUUCCGAUCGUGAAAUGCACCUACUGCCGAUCUGAAUUCCAGCAAACAAGCAAAGGCAACACUUCAGCAAUAUGUAAAAAAUGUGACCAGAAUGUUAAACAACAUGGCAAACCGUCAGCGUGUGAAUGUUGCAACAUUAUUGCCGCAUUUAUUGGGUCAAAGUGUCAAAGGUGCACAAACUCGGAGUUCAAAUACGGGCCAGCGGUGAACUGCGAUCAGUGUAAACAGAGAUGUGCUUUUCGGCACGAUGAAAGUAAAAAGAUCGACGGUAAAUUGCUAUGCUGGCUGUGUACCCUAUCCUACAAGCGUGCGUUAGCUAAAGCCCGUCAGGUGACGUCUAGCCGAAUGACCAAAAAACGGCCCAGCACCGAUAAGCCACCAGCAAAGGAAUCCGCCCACAAGAAGCAACGCCCCGACAUUUCGAAGCCUCCGUUGCCAGAGAUACCCGAAAAGGUGGCCAAAAAUGCUGGCACUGUUGAUAGUUCCGAACACGUUAUUGCGAUUCAAUUAAAAGAACAAAUUGCCAGCUUGCAGAAGAGGCUGCAGAUGAAGGAUCGUGAAUUGUUGAGCAAGGACAAGCACAUCACUGAACUGAAGAGUCAGAAUUUCAUUAGCGAAAAUGAGCUGCGAACGAAGAUGAAGGAUGCGGAAAAGUAUUACGAAACCAAAAUCGAUGUGCUCAAUAAGAAGGUGGCUGGUUUGUUGAAGGAAGUGGCCCAACUGUCGAAAGGUGUUAAGAAAGCUAAUUUAAAUAAUGUAAAUUCGGUGGCUGCUAAGGACAGUGGUGGUUCUGGCACGGACAGUCCGCAGUCUUAGAACGUAAUAGUUUUUCGUUUUGUUGUUGUUGCUGUGUGGAAGUGCGUACAAAGGAGUGACGAAAUUAUUAUGGGUAAAUUGCGGACAAUUUGAGAAUGUUGUGCCGCAAAUUAAAGAAUUUGUCGUUUUCUUUUUAAUUUUACCUUUUGAAUCAUUAAUCUUAGGUAUGAAUGUAACGUGUCAUUUGUCCUGAAUAAACAACAAAAAA
Molecule: messenger RNA, 1253 nt
Organism: Bradysia coprophila
Lineage: Eukaryota; Metazoa; Arthropoda; Insecta; Diptera; Sciaridae
Product: protein FAM76A
Cellular component (GO): nuclear speck
Source: RefSeq, a predicted model, not a curated record